UCCAUACAUAGGUAUUUCUUUUCUAUACGUCUGUAGUUGUUUACACAAAUGUCUAUCUGUAGAGAAUCAGGGAUGGUGGGGUUGAUGCUGUUGCUUACAGCAGUGCUGCGGCUGCAAGCUCUAGCUCUUAAUCUCCGAGAACUGAGAUUAUUGGCGGUUGAACACAAUAUCACAUGUGCAUUGGUUUUUGGGGAUUCGACCGUUGAUCCUGGCAAUAACAAUCAUCUAGCGACGACUUUCAAGAGCGAUUUCCCACCAUAUGGGAAGGAUUUUUUCGGUGGCCGUCCUACCGGAAGAUUUACAAAUGGCAGACUUCCGACGGACUUGCUCGCGGAAGAAUUCGGUAUUUCAAGGAUGAUUCCAGCUUUUCUAGACAAGGGUUUGAAGAAGACGGACCUCUUACAUGGUGUUAGUUUCGCUUCGGCUGGAUCUGGUUACGAUGAUCUUACAGCACACUUCACGAACGUGUUGCCCUUCUCAAAGCAGAUAGAGUAUCUGAUGCAUUAUCAAAUCCAUCUUAGAGCGUUGGUGGGUGAAAAAAGAGCGGCUGAGAUUGUAAGCAACGCUGUCUUCGUACUCAGCGCUGGUACCAACGACUUCAUACAAAACUACUACUUGGAACCGACUCGUGCAAAGCAAUUCACGUUGGAUGGCUAUCUGGAUUACCUGAUCAGUUGCAUGAGCGCCAAUAUCAAGGAAAUGCAUAAACUUGGAGGGACAAGAUUUGCCGUCGUGGGUGUCCCACCAAUGGGAUGCCUGCCACUUGUCAAGACGCUAAUGGGAACGACAGGUUGCGUAGAUAGCUACAACAAAGCAGCAGAAUCCUUCAAUUCCAAGAUAAAAGCGGAGUUAGCUACGUUGAAGAAGGCAUUAGGUGUAAAAACUGUCUACGCAGAUUGCUACGGUGCGCUGCUCAAUGCAACCAUGAAUCCAAUGAAAUACGGUUUCACAGAGACUUCGAAGGGGUGCUGUGGCUCAGGAGUGAUUGAAUUUGGUGGCACGUGUAAGGGAGAGAGCACGUGUGAGGAUACCAACAAAUACGUAUUCUGGGACUCUGUCCAUCCAACGGAGAGAAUGUACAGACUUAUUGCCGACGACGCUAUCAGAUCCCUCUCAACCGAGUUCUUCGCAUGAGUGCAUUGUGAACGGUUCAUCGUCAAGCGCUCAACACAAUGCACCAAAGCACGUGCCAACAUGCCACAUGUGUGAAGAUUUGAGACAUUCGUCUAUUUGUUUACGCAGUGCCUGUGUCCUAUCUUGUGAAUUAUUAUGGACCGUCCAUCAUGUGAGAAAAACAUACACGUUGAAUGUAGACCAUUGGAGUUAUUAAUAUUAUUUUUUGCCAACCAUCCA
This is a messenger RNA of Magnolia sinica, 1353 nucleotides long. RefSeq names its product GDSL esterase/lipase At5g45950-like. NCBI's taxonomy places the organism in Eukaryota, Viridiplantae, Streptophyta, Magnoliopsida, Magnoliales, Magnoliaceae. Gene Ontology annotation, molecular function: hydrolase activity, acting on ester bonds. The transcript has 5 exons. The record is from RefSeq and is a predicted model, not a curated record. Bases 49 to 1134 code for a protein of 361 amino acids.